AUGGUUUGCCCGGUGCUUGUAGGCCCGGCCAAAUGGAUAGCCACCAAAUGGAUAGAUUAUGAGGAACAGGCGUUUCGUAUAUUUAUAUUAUCAUUAUUUGUUAGUUUAAUACAUGGUUUUAAUAUAAACUUUACAAAACUAGAGUCAACUAUCAUAGAGGAGAGUCAAUGGUUACAAACUGUUGGGAAAUAUAUCACUGAUGAAGAGCAUAGACUUUCACAGUUAAAGUCAAAAAUCAAUGAAUUAAAGCAAUUUAAUCAAUUGGCAGUCAAUGAUACCGAUGCAUAUCUAUCACAUCCGAUAAACAUAUAUCUACUUAUCAAACGAUUGGCCACUGAAUGGCCACAAGUGGACAAACUACUGGAUCAGCCGACACAAAAUCAGCUCCGGUUACGAGUGAAUCCAAUUGAAAAUAAUGAAUUGACUGAAGCGGCUAAAGGUUUACAAAAUUUGGUAAAUACUUACAAUCUGGACAUACAGGCGCUGGCAAGCGGUUCAGUAAAGUUCUGGUCAGAAUCGGAGGACCGGGAGAUAACAAUCCAGUCGUCAGAUGACACACACCGGCUAACGGCUGCCGACUGUUAUCUGAUUGGAAAACAAACACUUAUUGAGGAUUACUAUGAAAGUGCUAUUCAAUGGUUCAAAGAGACCAUUAAACGGUCAGAUAAUGACACAACCGAUAAUUUAUUUAAAUCGAAAUUAGCUAAACAUAUGGCACUGGCCUACCAUAGACUGGGAGAUUAUAAUCAAAGUGUUAACUAUAUGAAUAAAUCCAAAAAUUUAUUAUUAGUCGACGACUACCAGAGCGAUACAGAGUUUAUGUUUAGACAACUAUUUGUUGAUUUUAUGAUUCAAAAUAAGACCAAUAAUAAAGUUGUCGUCAAAACAAAUAGCAAUUUAUUGAACAACAAAACAUCCAAUCAAUUGUCGGAAACACCACAACAACAACAAACAUCCGAUAAUUUUUAUAAAAAUGUUACAAAAUUUUUAAAAAUAUCUCAACAAUUGUGUCGCGGAGUAAAACGUAUGAAUCGGUCAGUGGAGUCCCGAUUGCGGUGUCGUUAUUUGGAUACAACUAAUCGGUCGUUACUACGGCUAACCCGUGUGAAAGUCGAACAAUUGUAUGACAAACCAGAGAUAGUCGUAUUUCACGACAUAAUCAGUGACCGGGAAAUAGAUUUAAUGAAACAGUUGGCCAGCAGACAAAUGGCCAGAUUAAUGAUAUUUUCUAAUUCAAAACUUGAUAUUUACGGCGGACGGUUAGCUGAGGGCAGUUGGUUAGAUGAUUUUGAUCAUGAAGUGGUCGAUCGAUUCAGUCGGCGUAUCGGUGCCGUCACUGGUGUUAACAUGUAUGACGCCGAACCGUAUAAUGUAAUCAAGUAUGGCGUCGGCGGGUAUUAUGUAAAUCAUUACGAUGUGUCAGUUUUCAGACCGGUCACUGUCGAACAGUACGGUCUGCCAUACGAUCGUAUAGCCACAUGGAUUACAUACCUGAGCGAUGUACAGGCAAGCGGUGCUACUGUUUUCCCCCGAUUGGAUGUCCGGGUAGAGCCCCGUAAAGGAUCGGCAGUGUUCUGGUUUAAUCUGAAAAGUUCCGGUUUAGUCGAUUGGGAUACACAGCAUAGUGGAUGCCCGGUGCUGGCCGGCCCACCCAAAUGGAUUGCCACCAAAUGGAUACCGUUUUCUGUUCAACAGUUACAUAAGCCAUGUCUAUUAGAUAGACAUUUAUUGAAUUAUUUGUAA
This is a messenger RNA of Oppia nitens, 1743 nucleotides long. RefSeq names its product prolyl 4-hydroxylase subunit alpha-1-like. Gene Ontology annotation, molecular function: L-ascorbic acid binding; iron ion binding; procollagen-proline 4-dioxygenase activity. Gene Ontology annotation, biological process: peptidyl-proline hydroxylation to 4-hydroxy-L-proline. Bases 1 to 1743 code for a protein of 580 amino acids. Gene Ontology annotation, cellular component: endoplasmic reticulum. The record is from RefSeq and is a predicted model, not a curated record. The transcript has 3 exons. NCBI's taxonomy places the organism in Eukaryota, Metazoa, Arthropoda, Arachnida, Sarcoptiformes, Oppiidae.